This is a messenger RNA of Periophthalmus magnuspinnatus, 4318 nucleotides long. RefSeq names its product interferon regulatory factor 4a (gene irf4a). Gene Ontology annotation, molecular function: protein binding; DNA-binding transcription factor activity, RNA polymerase II-specific; RNA polymerase II cis-regulatory region sequence-specific DNA binding. The record is from RefSeq and is a predicted model, not a curated record. Gene Ontology annotation, biological process: immune system process; regulation of transcription by RNA polymerase II. The transcript is spliced from 9 exons. NCBI's taxonomy places the organism in Eukaryota, Metazoa, Chordata, Actinopteri, Gobiiformes, Gobiidae. The coding region runs from base 272 to 1618 and encodes 448 amino acids. Gene Ontology annotation, cellular component: nucleus.
AGCUGCUGCAGACUGUUGUUUCUGCAGAAAAGCGAUGGAAUAUGACCAAAAAAACGACAAAACGAGAGUGUUCCAUUCAGGGUAGACUCCGGAGCAGAGGGAUUCCCCGCUGCGCUGCGCUGUGUGGGCGCACGGGCUUCACAGAAAUGAGCGUCUCCUGUUUGAACCGCGCUCCUCCUCCUGCCCAUUACGCACUGAUAACGUUUAAGAAAAGGACGCACGGACCGGAGAGGCCAGAAAGAAAGAGUCUGCUCCAGUGCAACAGAGCGACAUGGAAGAGGACGGCCUGUCAGUCAGCUGUGGGAACGGUAAACUCCGACAGUGGCUCAUUGACCAGAUCGACAGCGGGAGAUAUCCAGGUUUAGUUUGGGAAAACGAUGAGAAAUCCAUCUUCCGGAUUCCCUGGAAACACGCGGGGAAGCAGGAUUACAACCGGGAAGAGGAUGCGGCGCUGUUUAAGGCGUGGGCCCUGUUCAAAGGGAAAUAUAAGGAAGGAGUGGAUAAACCCGAUCCUCCGACUUGGAAAACCAGAUUACGCUGCGCUCUUAAUAAAAGCAAUGAUUUUGACGAGUUGGUAGAAAGGAGCCAACUGGACAUCUCUGAACCGUAUAAGGUCUACAGGAUCAUACCCGAGGGAGCCAAGAAAGGAAUGAAAAUGUCCAGUGUGGAGGAAAGUUCACAUCUUGGCUUUUUUCCAUCAUAUUCCUCGUUGCAAAACCAGGUGCCCGGUUACACGGAGCGGAGAGACUGGAGAGACUUUGCGUCCUCCGAUCAGCAGCCUCUUCCUCCUCCUCCUUUUCCUCCUCAUCAUCACCACGAGCUGCAGUACCACUACCCGUCAGCCCUCGGCAGGCCCUGGCCCACACCGCACUCAGAGAACGGUUUCCAGCUCUCCUUCCACACCUACCUCUCGGAAUCCCAACCGCCCGUCUACGCCAUGGACCCCAACGCCGUCACCGAUUUCAGCCUCCACGUCUCCCUCUUCUACCGAGAGUCUCUGGUGAAAGAAGUGACCACGACCAGCCCCGACGGAUGCCGCAUCUCCUCUUCGGCCUCCUCCUCUUCCUCCUCCCCGUCCUCCUCCCCUCGUCCGGACGACCGCGUCUCCGUGGGUCCGGAGGUCAUCCUGUUCCCGUUCCCGUACCCGGAGUCCCACAGGCAGGGGGCGGACAUGCUCCCUAGCGUCCUGGAGAGAGGCGUGCUGCUGUGGAUGGCGCCCGACGGGAUGUACGCCAAACGCCUUUGCCAGAGCCGAGUUUACUGGGAGGGGCCGCUCGCUCCGUACACGGACAAGCCCAACAAACUGGAGAAGGAGCAGCCCUGCAAACUGUUUGACACUCAGCAGUUUCUAAUAGAGCUUCAUGACUUUGUGCACAAUGGCCGGUCUCCUCCACGACAUCAAAUCGUGCUGUGUUUUGGAGAUGAGUAUCCAGAUCCCCAACGUACCAGAAAACUGAUCACAGCACAGGUGGAGCCGGUGUUUGCCCGAAAACUGUUCAUCUACUACCAGCAAAACAACGGCCCCUAUCUCCGCACGUACGACCACAACCAGCAACCCAACCCCGCCCCAACACUGGACUACACUUCCCAGAGACCUUUGCAGCACAUUCAGGAAUAACCUCCGCGUUCUUCUGUGGAUGGAGCUAUAAGACUGCGACUGCGUGUUGUAAACUUGAACUGUUGGAGGCUGAAGGGGGCGUAGCGGGGGGAGACCCUUAUGGUACAGUGGUAUGAAUUGUCUGUCUGGCUGAUUUUGAAGUAGUGGUAUUUUUUUGGUACUCUUGUAGUAUUCUUGUGACAGUGUGAAGGAUGCGGUUUUGAGGCUGGGGGUACGAGGAGAAGGCCACCGAGACAGGAAGUACGAGCACAGGUGCACAGGAAGAGUGGCCGUGACAAGCUGUGAGAUGACAAAAAGAUAAACACGCUUCAGAGCUAAAGACACAUUCAGAAAUAGCGAGUACAUGCUGUUUAAUGAAGCUAAAGUACCGGACUUACGCUUGUAAAUUAGCACAUUUUGGGUUUUUUCCCUCUUGUAAUUUGUUUUGCAUAGAAAAAAAAAACAGCCUUAAAUUCUCUGGUUUCUUCUUUCCCUGCAGAACAUUUCUUUCUUCAUUGGUCAUUUAUCAUUUUGAACAAAACUAAACAGUAUUUCUGCAGAAGUCAGUGCUGUUUUAGUUCUCUUAUUAUCAUUUAUUUUUUAAUCUGGGUACAAACUAAACAAUGCAUGUCUGUGAUUGGCUAAUCCACCUGUCAAUCACACCCAUCUGAACUCGGGGAGAUAAGAUCAAGGCCCAGACCAUAGUUGUUUGUACAGAAAAGGAAAGGCUUGUUGUCUUGAUCUUGGUGGGUGAGAUUACACUGUAAAAACGCCACUGAUGCUUCGCCACGUUUUUGGUUUUGGUGUCACACAAAGCCGUGCAAAAGUGCCUCAAAAGUCGUGCAUGUGAAUACUCGCCAAAGGGUUUGUGAGCCCAGCUGGAAGUUUGUAGUUGUAGUUUUAUGAAGUCAAACAGGUGUGCCUUAAAAAAAUGUUAUGUUUACAUGAAAAGAAAUGAAAGAAUUCUCAUUUUUCUGGUCAAAAUAUUUAAUAUUUCAGACGGUAAUAAAGACAGGAAGUAAAGACGGUUUGUUUCAUGCUUGAGAGAUUCUUGAAAAUACCAUGAAAACAGUUAAAGUUUAAUUUGUAUGUUCAUCCCUCAAUUCCCUAUUGAUUAAACAGGGCGUCCAAGUCUCUUUACAGUUUAAAAAUCUAAUUACAAAGGCAGUUGAUCAGACAUAUUGAUUGUUCUAUUGUACUCAGUGGUUAUAAAAGUUUUUAGGAGUUCCUCAAACAUUUCCAGAGCGUUGGAUUGGAGGGAUGAAGCACAUGUCACAACUCUGGAUUUGUUUCUAUGGAGCUGUUCUAAAAAUAUCAUGUUUUGAACAAAGAUACGGGACAUUGCUGAACUAAAGCCAAAGAUACGGAUGAGACUAAACCAGAGAUGAGGCUCAGCUAAAGCGAAAUAUGGCAAGAAAUCCAGAAAUCCAUCUUGAUGUACUUAAUGUGACUAAUGGAGCCCAAAUAGAUGUGGAUUAAAUGAGGUCAAACACUUUGGAAACCACUGAGUACAGCAGAAAAAGUCUGAUUAAUAUGUAUGAUGAACUGCCUUUGUAAGAUGUUUUUUCAUUGCAGAGAUUUUAUGAACACCUUUUAUUAUUUUGCAAUGAACCUGAUCAUUUCCAUCAGUGACUAAACGCAAGAACUGGCUUUUAUUACAGCAAAAAAACACAACAAAAAACUGCAUUUUAACGUGAUCUUUCACUGCCUACAUCUGUAUUAAACAUUAUUGUUCUAUAGCACGUCACGAUGUCGUUUAAAACCCAGCGAUUCAAAAACACUCGGCUCAUUUUGAAGUGCCUUUGCAAAGAAUCUGAGACACUUAUCGUCAAAACCUUUGCCGUGUUUAUAAUUAGACCUCGGUGAAGGAACUGAAAUGGAAAAUAAUACUCAUCCCAGAACUUACAGGUAGAAGGUACCUGUUCCUCUUCACCUGAAACUACCAGAACCUUAAUCAGGAAUUAAAACUACUGCGGUUUGUGAGCUGCUUUGACUGAGGAAGAGUUGAAUCUUUGCUCUCAGAACUAGGCACCACUUCCCAACAAUCUGUGUUUAUCUUGUGCUGUUGUGAGCGCAUUAGUAUUAGGGCUCCAUAGACUGUUUAUAUAAAUGGACGUAGCUAACCUGCUAGCUGCUACGUUCCAAACAGGAAGUGAGAAUCGGCGCACUUCUGGAUCCAGUUCACUUUACACUGAAAAACUGUCUCCUCUCUCUGUACCUGCUGCUGUCAGACUCCUCGUUUUUAGCUGUGACGGGCAAAUCAGGCGCCAUCUUUCCCCCAACGUCACUCUCGCUAGUGUUAGCAACAAGUUAAACCGUGCUAAACAAGCGUUGCGACCUGGAAUUGGCAUUACCUUCAACAUCCUUGCUCUGGAUUGGCUCUUUGGUUGCUACGAUACUCGUCGUCUGAAUUUGAAAUAUGCAACUCUGCUCCAAAUUACUAUAACCGCUAGCCUCGAUUAGCUUCAUUUGGAGCGAACGCUGUGGGUGAUGUCGCACUCACUUCGUCCAUUUCUUUACAGUCUAUGGAUAAGCCCGAAACGCUUUGUAAAACUGCAUUUUAUCUUUUGAUUUAUUUAAUUUUGUUUAUAUUCUUGUUCUCGACGGAUUUGAUUGUAAACCGUAGUUUGCUUAGCUCAUUUUUUUUAUUGUUCCAUUGAUUUUUCAAGUUUAAGUUUUGUAUUUUUUCACCAAGUUUAAAUUAAAAAGAAUUUUGGUCAA